AUGUCUGCACCUGUCACUCUGUUGGUGUUGUGCUGGGCGUUGAGGCUGAGCUGCAGCGCCAGUUCACCCGAGUGGUUCCAACACAUUUCUACCAGUCUCUUCAAUUUGUCCGGGGACGUUGUGCUCGGAGGGCUCUUUCCCAUCAACCUGCUCACCAGCAACCUCAGCCAGAGGAGGGAGCCUGACAACAUCAGCUGUGAGAGUUUAAAUGAGGACGGACUGGGCCUUUCUCUUGUCAUGAAAUUUGCAGUGGAUGAAAUCAACGCAAACCAAGUUCUGCUCCCCGGCAUCAAGUUGGGUUAUCAAAUCUAUGACACGUGCAGACAAUCUGCCGUCAUCGUGAAGCCUACCAUGUCUUUCCUCACUGCAAAAUCCAACAAUGCGCUAUCUGUUUUGUGCAACUACACCAACUAUGAGACCAGCAUAUCGGCUGUAAUCGGUCCCUAUAGCUCGGAAAUGGUGUCGGUCAUAGGAAAACUCCUGGGAUUCUUUCUGAUGCCACAGAUUAGCUACGGCGCCACCAGUGACAAAUUCAGUGACAAGCUCCUCUACCCGUCGUUCUUCCGUACGGUGCCCAGUGACAAGUGGCAAGUGGACGUCAUGGCGCUUCUGUUGAGGGAGUUUGACUGGAACUGGGUGGCACUGGUGGGCAGUGAAGAGGAGUACGGACAACGAGGUGUGCAGGAGUUCUCCAAAAAAGCAGAAAAAAUGUCCGUCUGCGUGGCCUAUCAGGGGCUGAUUCCAGUGUACGCUGACCCUGCACCAGCUAUCAAUACCAUCAUCCAAAACAUCAAAGAAACCAAAGUCGGAGUUGUUGUGGUGUUUUCUCUUGUAGAGCCUGCUGUGAGGUUUUUUAAAGCGGUCAUCAGGGAGAACAUAACGGCUGUGUGGAUUGCCAGCACAAGUUGGGCUAUCAAUAAUCAACUGGUUUCCCUCCCCAAUAUGAAAUCAGUCGGUACAAUCAUUGGAUUCACUGAUGACACAGAGACCCUGGAUCUGCUCCCUGCCUACACGCAAGCACUCUUCACCAAACUGAGUGAGGAGAGGGCAAAGACACCUCCUCCAGCACCAAAGUCCAAAGGCAACCCUGACAAUCCCUGCCCACAGUGUUGGUUCUUGUCAAAGGAUAAUAUCAGCCUGGUAACAAACGCUGUAGUGAAUCACACAGCUUUCAGUGUGUAUGCUGCCAUCUACAGUUUGGCACAGGCACUGCACAACCUGCUGAGAUGCAAUUCAACUGCAUGUAUGCAUGGGCCUGAAACCAAAGUAUAUCCCUGGGAGCUGUUGGAGGCUUUAAAGAAUAUGUCUGUAAACAUAAGUGGCAAACAUUUAGAGUUUGACAGUAACGGCAACCCAAACAUCGGAUACAGGAUGAUUGAGUGGGUCUGGAACGGUUCGAAGGUCAACUUCACAAAUGUUGGAAGCUUUCAUGACCAACAACUGACCAUCAACAAGACCCUCUUCAAAUGGCACACUGACAACUCUCAGGUUCCUGAGUCCAAAUGUUCAGCAGACUGUGACAAAGGCCAGGUCCACAGAGUCAAAGGCUUCCACUCCUGCUGUUUUGACUGUAUCGACUGUUUGCCAGGCACUUACCAGAAAAACAAAGAGGACAUCCAGUGCACUAAGUGCCCUGAGCGUCAAUGGUCUCUAAACCGCAGCACUAAAUGCACUGACCCCACCUUUGUCGUUUUGUCCUGGGACACGUCUGAGGCUCUGAAGAUGACGCUGGGUGGGCUGCUGCUCCUGGUAUGUCAGGUGUCAGUGGGUGCUGUGUUCCUGAGAUACAGAGCGACCCUGUUGGUAGCGGCCUCAGGGGGAGUCCUGAGUUUUGUGGCUCUGCUCAGCCUGAUGGGAGCUUGCCUCAGUCUGGUGCUCUUCUUGGGACAGCCGGGGGACGCGGUGUGUCGUCUGCAGCUGCCCCUCACCUCCAUUUUCCAAACAGUGGCCCUCUCCAUCAUCACAUCCAUCUCACUACAGAUACUCUACGUGACAGAGUUUCCAAAGAAAGCCGCCUCUCACCUCCACAUACUGAGAGGCCCUGGGAGCUGGCUGUUUGUGCUGGUCUGCUGUGCUGUGCAAGCUGGUCUCUGUGGCUGGUUUGUUCAGGAAGGGCUCUCGCUGUCUGAAUAUGUGGCACAAAUUAAUAUAAACUUUGUGGAAUCUUUUCUGGCAUGUCCAGUGUCACCCUUGCAUGGAUUUGCUGUAAUACAAGGUUUCAACGGUACCUUGGCCCUCAUAUCCUUCAUGUGCACCUUCAUGGCAGCAAAGCCUCUUCAUCAGUACAACCUUGCCAGGGACAUCACCUUCUCCACCCUCAUCUACUGUGUGUUCUGGGUGACCUUUAUUCCAAUCUACAUUGGUUUGAAUGAAAAGAACAAGUCUAUUGCCCAUGUUUCAUUCACCCUGGCAAGCAACUUGGGACUGGUGGUGGCCUACUACUUCCCAAAAUGCUACCUGCUGUUGAGAAGACCUGAGCUCAAUACAGCAGACCACUUCUGUACCUUCCUGGAGGGCAUCCCACUAACACAAGCUCAGGAGGAACUACAGCCACGGACAGGGUCUCAGAAAUAA
Epinephelus lanceolatus (giant grouper) is the source of this 2574-nucleotide messenger RNA. RefSeq names its product taste receptor, type 1, member 3 (gene tas1r3). Lineage: Eukaryota; Metazoa; Chordata; Actinopteri; Perciformes; Serranidae. Gene Ontology annotation, biological process: sensory perception of umami taste; sensory perception of sweet taste; G protein-coupled receptor signaling pathway. Gene Ontology annotation, cellular component: plasma membrane. Gene Ontology annotation, molecular function: G protein-coupled receptor activity. The record is from RefSeq and is a predicted model, not a curated record.